Lachancea sp. 'fantastica' is the source of this 915-nucleotide messenger RNA. The record is from the annotation of a GenBank genome assembly. NCBI's taxonomy places the organism in Eukaryota, Fungi, Ascomycota, Saccharomycetes, Saccharomycetales, Saccharomycetaceae.
AUGACAGACAACAGUGGUAUACCGUUUCCAGACAUCGAUCCAUACCAAGUUUUGGAGGUUGCAGAGUCGGUAACACCGGCAGAGUCGGUAACACCGGCAGAGUUGAGGAAAUCGUACCGCAAGCUUAUGCUACGAUACCAUCCGGAUAAGACGCAAGAUUGGGCGUCAGAAGCCAAGGAAAAGUUCCAUAAGAUCCAGUUUGCGUACGAGGUCCUUAACAACUUCAAAGAUGUGUACGAUAGAACGGGUUCUGUGGAGGCCUGUUUUCAAGACUCGGAUUUGGCCAGUUGGAAAGAUCUAUUCGACAUGGACGUAGUCAUCGACAAACACACCAUUGAAGAAGACAAGGUGAAAUACAGGGGCAGUGUGGAUGAAACCAACGAUAUCUGCGAAUCGUGGCGGUCUAACGAGCAAGAACAUCCUGGGAAAAAAUACGUUCCGGACGAAGACCAGUUCACGUUGUUGUUUCAAGAAAUUCCACAUAUCGAAGCCAAUAGCGAUGACGAGGACUAUGUAUUCACUAGAACAGGUCAACUCUUUAAGGAUGGCAAGAUUGAGGACCGCAAUGGGAGCUACAAGCGUUGGGGUCAAAAUCGUAAGAGAUACUUGGCAAGUCUCAAGAAAAGGCUUGCCAAAGAAGCUCAAUUGGCAGACGAAAUGUUGGCUAGUAUGCACAACAACAAAAAAGUCAAUCCUAAACCAAUUGGUGGCGGUGAUGAAGCAAAUUUGCGUGAGCUGAUUCAAAAGAAGAAUAAGUCCUCUUUCGAUUCCCUCAUCUCAAGAUUGGAAUCUCAAGCAACAGCAAAGUCCAAGAAUAAGACCAAAGGCAAGACCAAAUCCAAGAGAAGCCACGCUGAUAUUGACGACGCAGAGUUUGAGAAACUUCAAGCCAAGAUCAUCAAGAGAAAACGCUAG